Messenger RNA from Spea bombifrons (plains spadefoot toad), 919 nucleotides. RefSeq names its product microtubule associated protein 1 light chain 3 beta (gene MAP1LC3B). Gene Ontology annotation, biological process: autophagy of mitochondrion; autophagosome assembly; cellular response to nitrogen starvation. The coding region runs from base 123 to 497 and encodes 124 amino acids. The transcript has 4 exons. Gene Ontology annotation, cellular component: autophagosome; cytosol; autophagosome membrane. Gene Ontology annotation, molecular function: ubiquitin protein ligase binding. Lineage: Eukaryota; Metazoa; Chordata; Amphibia; Anura; Pelobatidae. The record is from RefSeq and is a predicted model, not a curated record.
GUUUUGUUUUGGAUGGCUGGGGAAGGCUCUGCAGACAGCGCAGCAUCAGGGACAGCGAGAAGCGGGCUCGAGGAGGCAGAGAAAUAGGUUCUGGUUUCGAAUUGACACGGUCCACAGACACGAUGCCGUCAGAGAAGACCUUCAAGCAGAGGAGGACUCUAGAACAAAGAAUGGAAGAUGUGAGGCUGAUCAGGGAACAGCACCCAACCAAAAUCCCGGUUAUUAUCGAGAGAUACAAGGGAGAGAAGCAGCUGCCCGUGCUGGACAAAACCAAGUUCCUCGUCCCAGAUCACGUCAACAUGAGCGAACUGAUCAAAAUAAUCCGGAGACGCCUCCAGCUGAACUCCAACCAGGCUUUCUUCCUGUUAGUCGACGGCCACAGCAUGGUAAGCGUAUCGACACCUAUUUCCGAGGUGUACGAGCGAGAAAAGGAUGAAGACGGAUUCCUGUACAUGGUGUACGCCUCGCAGGAGACUUUCGGAAUGGAAUCCGCAUAAGGCGGGAGAAACUAAAGAGCCCGGCUUCACUUUUUAUGUUUCCAAUUUUAUUUUCUCUGGGGCUCAGAAAGAUAACGCGUCGAGCAGAUCUUUCCCAGAUAUAUGCUACCCACUAAGUUAUAGAAUUUUCAAUAUAUAAAACACUCCGCCAAUAUUUUGAUUGCAAUGAAUUAAAUGAUUCGAUCAAAAAAAGCCUAAUUAAUGUUUGCGCCGUGUUAUGAAACUCACUUUUUAAUUUGCCCCUCCUUUUGAAACGUUCAGUCCGGCCACACUGUUGAAGAAUGGGCAUUUCAUAUUUAAGUUGGCUUUGACACCACACGGCACCCUGAUGGGGUCCUUCAAGUGCGUCAUGUAGUUUUUCCACUCUUGGGUAGCAUAGUCGUGUGCGAUCUAUAUUAUAUACAGUAGCCAAAACCGGUGGU